Molecule: messenger RNA, 690 nt
Organism: Ramularia collo-cygni
Lineage: Eukaryota; Fungi; Ascomycota; Dothideomycetes; Mycosphaerellales; Mycosphaerellaceae
Exons: 3
Coding region: 1-690 (229 amino acids)
Source: RefSeq, a predicted model, not a curated record
AUGGACACUCUCUCUACCCACCAAACCCCAAUAUCAUCCAGCAGCAGCAACAUGCCCUCCUCCAAGCCACCCAAGCCAAGCACUCCGCCUCCUCCUCCUCCUCCUCCACAACCACCAAUCGACCCCAACCAAGCCUCCGCCCUCAGAAUAACCGCCCACCUCCUCGCAAAAUCCAAAACCCGCCUCCUCCUCAGCACCCUCCCCCAAGAACUCUUCGACAAAAUCCACACUCUAGUCUUCUCGCCAUCCCCCUCCUCCAACAACAUAAUCCACGUCUUCCCCGCCCAUCUCCACAACCCCACGAAUCAAGACCACGGAAAAUGCGAACCUCGACUCCCUCUACAUCUCAUGCGGAUUUCCCGCGCUACUAGAAUGGAAUUCCGUGAGGAGUUUUUCUCAUCUACGAGGGAUUCUGUGAGAUGGAUUCGGUGUUAUGAGAUGUUUGAUCAACCGAGACGGUUGAAGGCUUUUCAUGAUGAUGAAGAUGGUGGAAGGGAUGAUUAUGAUUGGGUUGAUCGUCAGAGGGAUUUGAAGAGGAAGAUUCGCAAGGGGUUUCCUCUUGUGGAAUGCGUAUUCGAACUCGAGCCGAUUGAAGAACGUGCGGUGGAGAUUAAAGGUCCUGUUGUUGUGCGACAUGGGAUUUCACUACGAGCCGCUUGGGAGAUUGCGCGGGUGAAGGAGAAUGCCUGA